Messenger RNA from Closterium sp. NIES-65, 1542 nucleotides. The record is from the annotation of a GenBank genome assembly. NCBI's taxonomy places the organism in Eukaryota, Viridiplantae, Streptophyta, Zygnematophyceae, Desmidiales, Closteriaceae.
AUGACGCAGAGGGUCUCAUUUAUGUCCAGCCAGCGUCGUCGCCGUGACCUGAGCACGGCCUUUCUCCUCCUCUCGCUUGUUCUUGUUUCGUCUCUCCACGCGGCGUUGGCCUAUCGCUUCUCCGCGGGGCUCCGAGCGGACAAGCUGCGGGGGAUGAUGCGCGGAUGGGCGCGAGGUGGAAGCUCGACCGGCCAGCCGCAGCAGCAGCAGCAGCAGAGCGGCGGAAUCAGUGGAAGCGGUAUGGGCAGCGGCGGAAUGGGUGGCGGCGGAAUGGGUGGCGGUGGAAUGAGCGACGGCGGCAUGGGCGGCGGCGGAAUGGGUGGCGGCGGAAUGGGUGGCGGCGGAAUGGGCGGAAGCGGCAUGGGUGGCGGUGGAAUGAGUGGCGGUGGAAUGGGUGCCGGUGGAAUGGUUGGCGGUGGAAUGGGCGGAGGCGGAAUGGGCGGCGGCGGAAUGGGCGGCGGCGGAAAGGGCGGCGGUGGAAUGGGCGGCGGCGGCACUGGUGGCGGCGGAAUGGGCGGCGGCGGAAUGGGUGACGGCGGAAUGGGCGGCGGCGGAAUGGGCGGCGGCGGAAUGGGCGGUGGUGGAAUGGGCGGCGGCGGCAUUGGUGGCGGCGGAAUGGGCGGCGGCGGAAUGGGUGGCGGCGCAAUGGGCGGCGGAGGCAUGGGCGGCGGCGGAAUGGGCGGCGGCGGAAUGGGCGGUGGCGGAAUGGGAGGGGGCAUGGGCGGACCUGGUUCCUCUGCUCCAGGUUCGCAGUCAGCCAUGGGUCCUGGGGGAAACAUGGGUGGCGGCGGAAUGGGCGGCGGCGGAAUGGGUGGCGGCGGAAUGGGCGGAGGCGGCAUGGGUGGCGGCGGAAUGAGCGGCGGAGGAAUGAGUGGCGGCGGAAUGGGCGGCGGAAGCAUGGGUGGCGGUGGAAUUGGCGGAGGCGGAAUGGGCGGCGGCGGAAUGGGCGGCGGCGGAAUGGGCAGUGGCGGAAUGGGUGGCGGCGGCGGAAUGGGCGGCGGCGGAAUGGGCGGAGGCGGCAUGGGUGGCGGCGGAAUGAGCGGCGGAGGAAUGAGUGGCGGCGGAAUGGGCGGCGGCAGCAUGGGUGGCGGUGGAAUGGGCGGAGGCGGAAUGGGCGGCGGCGGAAUGGGCAACGGCGGAAUGGGCGGCGGCGGAAUGGGCGGCGGUGGAAUGGGCGGUGGCGGAAUCGGUGGCGGCGGAAUGGGCGGCGGCGGAAUGAGCGGCGGCAUGGGCGGACCUGGGUCGUCUGCUCCCGGAUCACAAGCAGCCAUGGGUCCUGGGGGAAACAUGGGCGGUGGCGGAAUGGGAGGCGGCGGAAUGGGCGGCGGAGGCAUGGGCGGCGGAGGAAUGGGCGGGUCAGGGUGGUUUGCUCCAGGGUCGCAGGCAACACCCGGCCAGGGUGGACCUGGGAUGGGCGGAGGGAUGGGCGGAGGGAUGGGCGGAGGGAUGGGGGGAGGGAUGGGGGGAGCCGGGGGCAACAUGGGAGGCGGGAUGGAGCUUGGGUGCAGCAGCAUGCUCACUGGUGCAUGGGCGCUGAGCUGA